Messenger RNA from Biomphalaria glabrata, 414 nucleotides. RefSeq lists its product as uncharacterized. The record is from RefSeq and is a predicted model, not a curated record. The transcript has a single exon. Bases 1 to 414 code for a protein of 137 amino acids. Lineage: Eukaryota; Metazoa; Mollusca; Gastropoda; Planorbidae.
AUGAAUGAAAUAAACUUGCAGCUGCAAGGAAAGAUAUUAACCCUUGUUGAUACAAAGCAGAUCAAUGUCUCUUUUAUUGAGAAAUUGAAUCUCUUUUACCACAAUAUUUCCAGAAAUGAAUUUUACAAUCUCCCAGGACUCGCUUUGUUGACGAAUGAAUUCCUGCCUGAGGACAUUGACGUCUAUGCUACUCACCUGAAAAUGCUCAAGGAUGAAAUGACAACUCGCUUCCAGGAUGUCAUAAAUUUAAAAAUUGAAACAUGGAUGAUUCAUCCUUUUGAAACAUCUGUCACUGAUGUUCAAGUUGAUGUGCAGGAAGAAAUGGUCGAGUUACAAAAAGAUAUCACCAGUCCAGGAGGCACAGAAGAGAUGUGGCUGCAGCGAUUUGUUCCUGUCAAAUACCCAAAACUGUGA